AAGUAGCUCGUCGUUCGGCCCGGUCGGAUCCUCGGACAGUUACAACUUUGGACGCCCUGGGCUCUGCAGACGACGACCCCGGUAAAGGUCAGCCGUCGUCGUCAGCUUCGCUUCCGCAGACGACCAACCGCACGCGCCUGCGAAGCAUUGCGCGCCUCCGGUCGCGGCAGAAGAAGCAGAAGCGGCGACGGCGGUGCCUGCCGUGGCCUCAGAUACCGGCGUGGGGGUUGCAUUGUAGAGCAGCGAGGUCCACCACAGUUACCAGCUGCGAUCGCGCAUUCCGCGACCUCCAACCGCCUCGAUGCUGGUCGCGCGUGAAAAGAAGCGAUCGGUGGCCGCUGAGAACGAGAACAAGCAGCGCGUGAGCAGCCGCCCGGGCAAGCUGUGGCGUUCUCUCAGCGUCGCCGACAAGGAGCCUCGCCAGCGCAAGAUGGUCGCAGCUGCCGCCGUCCACAGAAGGAAGCAUCCGGGAUACGUGUACAAUCCGCGUGAGGCCCAGCGGUGCAAGAGGCAGGCGCGCAGGACCAAGACGAUUGCCAGAAAGCUCAAGAAUGGCACUUCCGGGGACGAGCAGCAGCAGCCGAGCAUUUCCGUGGCCGUGGCACAGGGUCGAAGCGCGCCGGAGUUCCAGCAGCAGCAACGUCCGCCGCCGCCUCCGCAAAGCAACGAACAACGUGCAACCAGCGCGGUCCGGGGCAGCGCUACGGGCGCUGGUCAGGGAAUGCCCCUUGGGCGUCGGCCACUGUCGCGGCGUCGGCUCGCUCGGCUGCGCGUCCCUACAACGUGCACCGGUUCCCAGGUCCUCUGCCACCACCAAAGCGUGCGCGGAACAGAGAGCACGCCAUGCCCACCAUUCACUCAACGGCAGCUCGCUCAUUUCAAACAGCCUGAAACACCGAAUACCCUAACAGUGCUUGAUAAUCAGCUAUACCCUACGGUCCUGGACGACGACGACGACGACUCGUAUGCGGGUACGUGGUCGUUCGACCAGGGCGGAAUCAGGGAGACACAAGGCUUUGCAGACGGCACCCCAGGCCAAGGUCAGCCGUCUUCGUCGGCUGCUGGCUGCACAGCUGCUUAGCACCGCAACCACGCGCCUGCCAGGCGUUCGGCGGCAGCUGCGAAGGGCCGGGAAUCAGCUGCAGAAGAUCGUGCCGACUUCAUCCGCACGGUCGCGAUUAGUGCGAGAAUGCCGGAUUGCACGAAGAGUUUAUAAGUUCUUUUUAUUAUGUCAAAGUAAAAAAAUGUG
Messenger RNA from Dermacentor albipictus, 1249 nucleotides. NCBI's taxonomy places the organism in Eukaryota, Metazoa, Arthropoda, Arachnida, Ixodida, Ixodidae. The record is from RefSeq and is a predicted model, not a curated record.